This is a messenger RNA of Sitophilus oryzae (rice weevil), 1833 nucleotides long. Its product is annotated as centriolin-like. Gene Ontology annotation, cellular component: cytoskeleton of presynaptic active zone. The annotation marks the transcript as partial. The record is from RefSeq and is a predicted model, not a curated record. The transcript has 6 exons. Lineage: Eukaryota; Metazoa; Arthropoda; Insecta; Coleoptera; Curculionidae. Gene Ontology annotation, biological process: maintenance of presynaptic active zone structure; neuromuscular synaptic transmission; regulation of synaptic plasticity. Gene Ontology annotation, molecular function: structural constituent of presynaptic active zone.
GUUAGAGACAGAUACGAGAAAGCCCAAAUCGAACUCAGAAGACUACAAGGCGAACGCGAAAAGCUCUUCGCCGACAACGAACGAAUGCAGUACGAAAUCGAACGAGCCCAGACCCAAUGCACCAAAACCCAGGCAGCCUACGACAAGGCUCAGGAGGAGAUAUCUAGGCUGUCCAUCGAAGUGGAAAAACACCGGGACAAACACGAAAAACUGCAGAACGAGUUCAGGAAGGUGGUGGCCGAGUACGACCAUUUGAGAGAAACAGCGGGUGGUCCGGGCAGAGAUAGAUAUUCUAGAUAUGAACGAGAUGAAGUGCGAACGAAAGAAGAAAACGACAGACUUCGAGCUGAAGUCGAUCGCCUUCGAGAAAGAACUGGCCCUGGUCGAGAGCACUGCAGCAAGUACGGCUUCGAGCAAGAAAAGGAACGCACAGCCGAGAUGGAACGACUCAAAGACGAGCUGCAAAGAAAUCUAUCCACCAAUCAGCAAUUGGAAACGAAGCUUCACGAAACAGCCAUGCAGCUGGAUUUGGCCAGGCAAGAUUUGGGUAAGGCUCAGGCAACGCAAGAGAAGCAGAGGAUGGAAUUGGAGAGGGCUAUAAUCGAAUUAGAGAAGUACAGAGAUAGGUAUGAGAAGUUGAAGGCACAGGCGGAGAAGUUGGAGAAAGAUAAUGAGAAGCUGAGAAUGGAGGUUGCUCAAACUGAACGAAGGCAAACGCUUGCUGCUGACAAGGUCCGCAACGAUGAACGCCUAGAAAUCGAAAGACUGAAAGAGAAACUAGAAAAAGCUCUCCAGGCCAGGAACGCUACCGAAUUAGAAGCAGGUCGCCUCGCUCAGGAACUUGAAAAAUCGCAGCUCCACCUUACCAAAGCCCUCGAGACCAACGAGGCUACCAAGAUAGAGUUUGAAAGAAUGGCAACGGAACUUGCAAGGAUGCAUGAGCGUUUGGAGAGAGACAAAUUGGACUGGAAGACGCUGGAGCAGGAGAGAGACGUUCUCAGGGCUGAGGUGCAACAAGUUAGGAGUGGUAUGGACACGCAGAGGAGGACCCUAGAUCACCGGACGCAGGAGACGCUGAUUAAGUUGCAACAGGAGUUGGCACAGUCGAAUAGAGAAAGAGAUAAAAUGGCGUCGAUGUUGGAGAAACAAGGAAGGCAAGGUGAAUCUAUAGAAAAACAAAUUAUCAAAUACGAUGCAGACAUCAAACAGCUAACCAUGGAACGAGACCAACUCGUAAUCCAAUUAGAAAAAUCCCAGGACAUGCUGAUGAACUUCCAGCAAGAACUGAACCACAGCGAGGCAGAGUUGGAGAAGCACAAACAAGAAGUGGCCAGAUUGAAAAACGAACAGAAAAAGAUGUCGCAAGAUGUGGAGAAAGGAGCGAAGGAAGUUUUGGAGAACAGGGAUAGGGAAAUUGCCAAGUUACAACAGCAGCUACAACAAGCUCAGAAAGAGAGGGAUACUCACAAGCAAAGAGCUGAGAAGGCUGAGAAGUUAUUGCAUGAGUCUGGAGCUAGAGGUGAUUCCGAAUUGGAGCAAUGGAGAAACGUUAUCGAGCAGGAAACGAAAAGAGCAGACCAGGCUGAGAAGACAGCUCAGGAUCUGCAGAAAAGGAUUCAGGUUAUGGAAAAGCAGCUUCAACAGCAACUUAACCAGAUGGCUCAGUACCAAAGAGAAAGGGGUAUACAACCACCUGCAGCAGACGAGAAAGAGCUGCAAAGGUUAAGAAAAGAGUUGGAGAAGUCUCAAGGAGAUGUUAAGAACUGUAACACGGAAAAAGAGCGGUUACAAUCUCAGUUGGAGAUGUUGGUACAAGAGUUGGAGAAAAAUCAG